CCCGUAAGUCGGUUACUAGGUCUCGUGGCAACCCGCCCUGUUCGUAGGCCCAUUUUUAUGUCACAGUUUCAAAACAGUUUGUCUGGGAACAUCUUGGACUACUUCGUGCCCGUUUUCUGUGUUUAAAUAUGAAAUGAUUCCACUCAAAGGCAUCGGCUAGACAUUUCUAGAUGUAGUUAUAGAUCUAGGAUGAAACCGUUUCACCAUCAGCCCACACAGUGCAGGAUAGACUUGGUUCUGAACCGAAAUUCCUUGUUGAAAAUGUGUAGAUUGGUGGACGGCGAAAUUUGACACUGACCGUUUUGAAUCUAGAUUUACAAUCUGUUAUGCAGAUGUUUUAGUGUUUACCUUCAAGUACACCAGAUUUCCUGCAGGAGAGAUGCACGCAGAUAGUUGGCUUGAGUUUUUAAAGAGAUAUUUUUCUCGGGAGCCGUACCUAAUGUACAGCAAGAUCUACUCACGCUAUGUGCAUGUAUGUACAGAAGGUACAGGUGAGACGGGACCAUCAGCUCACGCGGCUCCACGUCAGUACAUUGGCUGUAUCACACCAGGUAAAAAGAAAGAUGUCUUCCACUCCAUCAGUUGCAGAAGGAAUUUUGUUGGGUAUGGGAAACCCUAUCUUGGAUAUCACUGUAUUUGGUGAUCAAGACCUGCUGAGCAAGUACAGACUAGAGCCCAAUAAUGCUGUGCUAGCAGCCCCAGACCAGCUGGGUAUCUUCAGGGAGAUAGUAGAGAAAUACCAGCCAACAUAUGUGGCAGGCGGGGCCACACAGAACAGCAUCAGGGUCGCCCAGUGGCUGCUUGAGGUGCCCCACGCUACCACGUUUUUUGGCUGUGUUGGCAGCGACCAAUUCAAAGAAAUCUUGGAGAAGUCAGCUGGGAGUGUUGGGGUGAAGGUCAGGUAUCAGGUUUACCAGGGGGGUCAAACAGGAACCUGUGCUGCUGUCAUUACAGGGGAAAAUAGAUCUUUAAUCACAGAGCUUGGAGCUGCUGAGAAAUUUAGCCUGCAGUUCUUAAAGCAGCCAGAAAACUGGGCAUAUGUUGAGAAAGCCAAGUUUUAUUACAUCGGUGGUUUUUUCCUGUGUGCCAGCCCUGAAUCUGUCCUUGCAGUAGCUGAGCACAGCUCUGCCAUGAAGAAGACCCUAGUGAUGAACCUGCAUGCAACUUUCCUGUGUGAGAAGUUUGCUGACCCACGCCUCAAUCUCCUGCAGCAUGUGGAUCUUCUCUUUGGCAAUGGUGAUGAAGCUGUUGCCUAUGCACAAGCAGCUAAGUUUGGCACGUCUGACAUCAAAGAAAUAGCUCUGAAAAUAUGCCAGCUUCCCAAGUCUAAUCCUGAUAACCAACGCAUUGUUGUUUUCACCCAAGGCAAAGGGCCAACAGUUGUAGCGAGGAGAGGAGAGGUUUUAGAAGUGGCUGUUGAAUGUGUGGAUCCAUCUCUGAUUAAAGAUACAAAUGGAUGUGGGGAUGCGUUUGUUGGUGGUUUUUUGUCUCAACUAGUUCAGGGCAAGCCACUGUCUGAAUGUUUGCGCUGUGCUGCCUAUGCUGCUAAAGUAGUUAUACAGCACGUGGGAUGCAUGUUUGAUGAACAUCCUCAUUUUAUUUAAAUAAAUUCUAGAUUGUUUACCCGUUUUUAGAUUCAUUAAUUUAAAUAUUACAAAUUACAUAGUUUUUAAUAAAAAUACAUAUUGAAAAUGUAAAAAAAAAUUAAAAAACUAUGCAUUACAUUGAGCACAAAUGUGCCUUGCUUUUCAAAAUACCCUUGCUCUUUGUACCACCUAGAAUGCUCGGCUGAGACAUUGUUUUUUUGCUGGGCUGCAUGCAUUGAUUUGAUCUCAGUAAACAUCUAAAUAUAACAUUUAUAAAGAUUUAUUUUUAUUAUUUCAUUUCAUCAGUCAUUGACAUUAAACCAAAAUUCUAAAUAUGUCAAUUUUUAAAAAUACAUUAAAAAACUUACCAUUAAUUAUGUUUAUUCAAAAAACAAUUUCCUGCAUGUCUAUCAGUCGCUGAGUGUAUUUAUUCAAUUGUAAUAUUUGCUCAAAGUAUCAUAGAUGAGCAUAACAAUAUGGUUAUCAAUGAAUGACACCCAUUUAUCAGUAAAAUAAGUAGCCAUUGUCCUCUGAUGGUAUGCAAGCUCUCAUGCUGGUUCAUGGGUAUUUCUAUUGUGUUAGUCUUUGUAGGAAUCAUCUUCUGAUUCCAAGGGAAACAGAAAUCUGGUAUUUCUAAACAUAUCUGCAGUCUUUUGUGUAUAUUCAUCUUCCUUUAAUUCUUUGAUGUUGUUUAUUUUACUUUUAAAGUAAUGAAUUAUUUUUUGCCCCAAACAUUAAAAUAUAAGCCAACAAUUCUUAUAUUGUUGAAGAAAUCGUUUCAAAUACUUUUAAUUAAACAUCAUACUACUGUUAUACCUAUUCCUUGCCAAUCAAGAAAAGUAUGUACAUUGUGGAAAAUAAUAUUCAAAUGUUUUGUACAAAUGAAUUGAUCAUUGUGGGAGACGCAUGUAAAAAUAUUUUUGAAGUAAAAAUAUCAAGUGCUUUAAAAUGCGUGGCUGAUGUUAACAAGAAAAAUAAAAGAUACUAACUUUUAAUUUUAACAUUUAAAAGAGUAAAUAAUUAGUUUGAUUUAUAAUGGUGUUUGAAAUCUUUUGGUUUUCAGUUUGUGUUGAUGAAACUUAAAAAAAUGAAUUGUGAUAUUUAUCUGUUCAUCUGUUGACAAAAAUGAGAAACAAGAUGGGCUGAAAGCUGCACACCGUGUGUUUGCCCCUUACAGGCUUGGUAUGCUUGUUACCAAGUCAGCUUGAAAGCCUGAAUUAGUUCUCACUGCGUCUCCAUGAUGGCAGGAAGUCAUCAAACUCAUGUGAUAUGACUGUUUAUAUGAAUGUUUUUUGGUGUUUUUAAACUUUGGUGUUAGUCUUAGGCUGUAGUGGACCUUCAAUUAAAAACCUAAAAAGAUUAUUUCAUGUGGUCAACUGUGGGGAAUGAAAAACUUUUUUAUGUACACUUGUAACUUUUUUAAAGCACUUUUUCAUUUUUUUCUAAGAGUGAGUGAUGUUCAUGGAGCUUGUAAAAGUUGUUCAUUUAAAAAAAAAAAUUAAAUAUAGUCUAAUACUGGCCUUUAAUUUAAUUAGGGUAUUUUAUCAAAACCGAUUAAUAUUUUAAAAAAAAUAAACUCCAUCCAUUGUAGUUAUUCAUAAAUAAAUGUAUAAAAAAAUGCCCGUACUGACAUUAGUUUAAAAUUUUAACAAAUCUCAAAAGUUAACUUUGUGGAAGUACUUAAGUAUUGUAUGUUAUAGACUGUAUGCAAAUUAUUUUCACUGAGAUUUUUUAAGCAAUACAUUCACACAAAACUUUUUACUAAUCCAUUUUUUCAAAUGUACAUAGACACCUAUUUGAAUGGUUGAUUGAUGUUGUAUGUGGAGUUAUGGCAACAGUCAAUUCUUUUAUUACAAUUAGAUAUAUUAUUUUGUAAAUAUUGUUUCAUUUAUUUAUGCUAAUGAACUAAGAUUCUAAAUCUAUAUUUAAUUAUCUCAGGGGUUUCAUCUUUCUUGCCAAGCAGGCAGUCAUCAUUUUCCACUAAUUAAAUACACUACCUUCUGGGCACCGCAUGUAAUUACAUAGCAUCUUAUCACAUUAGAAUUUUAAUGAGCUUCAUCUGGUUUUAUUUAUAAUCAGUCAAAUGAUGACACUUAAUAUAAUUAUUACAAUACAAUUUCAUAAUCAAAUAUCUAACAAUAAUGCAACUUUUCCUCAUUAGACAAAAACAGCUUCUCUAUGGCUUUUUAAAAUGAACUGUAAACUUACUAAAAAAACUGCUCAUAAAGAAAAAAAAUUAAUACCACUUUUUUAUGUAUUUCAGUUUUAAAAUAUUGAGUUACUUUUUAUUUGAGUAGGUGGUCCAAAAAAGUUUAGUUUGUUUUUAUUUUAAUGAAUUCAAAUUUGAAUUGAAAAAAUUUCCCAGGCACAGCUGUGGAAACACUGACAUUUUUUAAAUGAAGUUUGGUCUGUUUCUUUCCCCAUGCUGAGAUCUGACACUGGUGCUAUCUUGUUACAUGUCUGCCCAUUAGUUCUCCUCCCCAUUAUUCUAUCUUCAUUAUGCACUGGUCCACUCAUUGGUCAAGUCUGACUCACUUGUAGUUGCAUAUGGUAACAUUUUACAUGUACUAAAAAGGUAAAUUAUUUUUUUCAAAUGAUGAAAUGAAUGCAUGUGUUUACCUGGCAACCUACGAGUGAGUUGAGAUGUACCUUGAGUGGCCAGACAAAGGAUGAGUAUCCCGGUUGUUAUGUACAGUCCCUAUUAGGGAACACAUUUCUCUCAUUGGAAGCAUUGUGAACAUUUUUAUUCUAAUAAUGUUGAUGAAUUGGCCUGAUAUAAAGAAACAAGUUCAUUGUAGUAAGAAAGAAUGCUCUAAUGGUAAAAUUUAGAAAUAAUUGCUAGUCUUAAUUUUUUACCCAAGUGUAUAUGUGCUUCAACAGUAACUUAAUCUGAUGCCAUUGAAUGAAUGUCAACAGGCAGCUGAGAGUUUGGUGAAUGACUUUAUGAAAUAAACAUGAUCAAUAUAUUUGCUUAGUUCCAUUGUAAAGAUAGCUCUCAUUAAAAGCUCCAUAAAAUUGUUAUUCAAGCAGCACUUGUCAUAAAUGAUGUGAAUAUUUAGCUUUAAAAACCCAAUAUCCUGCUAUACACCUGAAAACAAUAACUGGUUUGUAUAUAUAUUUAUUGGCUACAUAGUCAGACAUUGAUGUAAGCUUGCAAUAUGCGUAUGAUCACAAUCUUGUACUGCUGAGACAGUUUGUACUGCUAGGAGAAAUGAAAACCACCACCACCACCACCGGCAGUAGUGGUAGUGAAGCUUCAGAGUUUAGUAGCUCUAUCCCACUAAGACCAGCAUUUGACAUGGGAUGAGCUUACUGCCGCUGACACAAUAUUCUGCUCACUUAAGCUCCAGCUGAGAUUAUUUAAAGUAUGCCAAAACAAUCCUCUUUUUUAUCCUUAUUUUUCAUUAUUUUUAUUUAAUGUUUAAAUUAAUGGAAGUAUGGAAUUGUGGGGAAAUUGGAGACAGGAGAUGUGAUUUAAGAUGAGUACUAAGUGGUGCUUUUUGACAUGGCGCUGGUAUUUUAUUUUUCUUUAAUUUUUCUAACAUGUGUAAAAGUAAGAUAACCAUAGCUUAGUAUUGAACUGUUCACCUUCACACUGUAGCAUCUACAGUCAAUGUUACAAAGUGAACAGUAGGAAUCUGGCCAUGGUUUCAUCUCAUUCUAUGUGCACAAUUACAUAGUUAUCUCUUCACUGUUUUCUGUCUUUUGAAUAGUGUGUAAUAAAAUUGACUGUUGUAA
This is a messenger RNA of Physella acuta, 5324 nucleotides long. RefSeq lists its product as uncharacterized. Gene Ontology annotation, cellular component: nucleus; cytosol. Gene Ontology annotation, molecular function: adenosine kinase activity. NCBI's taxonomy places the organism in Eukaryota, Metazoa, Mollusca, Gastropoda, Physidae. The record is from RefSeq and is a predicted model, not a curated record. Gene Ontology annotation, biological process: purine nucleobase metabolic process; purine ribonucleoside salvage.